AUGUCUUCCUGGGUCAAAGACUGUGUUCAAUAUCAUCCGCAAUGCGCGAGGGGCUCAGCGGAAUCUCUCCCGCCCACACGUCUUCUUGAUUUGGAAGCUUUCGAGCAAUCUAAUGAUCUUCAGUUGGUAACAUUUGAUACGAAGAACGUCACUGCGAAGUAUGUCGCUCUGAGCCAUUGCUGGGGGCAAGCUUCCCAGCGCCCUCUAACGACUACGACUGGAAACAUCGCCCAACACUUGCAGCGCAUACACUUCUUCGACCUGCCGCUGACUUUCAAAGAUGCCGUCGAGGUGACCCGCCGGUUGGGUCUGAGGUAUCUAUGGAUCGAUUCACUCUGCAUCGUCCAAGGUGAUGCCAAAGAAUGGGCCUUGGAAGUAAGUAAAAUGGCGUCUGUCUACGGGAAUGCACUAGUCACGCUCUGCGCUUUGAGCUCUGUCGACAGCAAAUCUGGCUGCCGCGUCUCCAACCGACAGGCCACAACGCAGGAUCAUCGUUUCUUUGAUUUUGAUGCAGGCCCUUACCGCAUCCGAAUUUUCGAGCAAGGGAUCAGGAAAUGGUACGAAGAGUAUGGAGAUAACCCAUACCGACAUCGUGAAUAUGGAAACAAUCCCCUGCGGACACGAGCCUGGACGUUACAAGAACGGGAACUAUCUACAAGGAACAUCCACUUCUCUGAAAACCUUGUGCUCUGGGAGUGCAAAACUCUGAAAGCCUCCAGCGAGAUGCCCUGGGACAAUCUGAAGCCUAUGGAUGACAUCCAACCAUGGCCCGUCAAGAUCUCCAUCGAUGAGAGUGUGUCGUGUGAUGGGCCACUGUGGGUCAGAGACCGGUGGUAUGAGCUUAUGGAGGACUAUAUGUCGCGAAACCUUACCAAUGAGCACGACAAGUUACCGGCACUGUCGGGACUUGCUCAAGACUUCCAGCGCAAGAUACCCUCAAAUCGAUAUCUUGCAGGACUUUGGUUCGAUCACCUACCGCGCGCCUUACUCUGGAGGACGGGUCCCAAUGCGCACAGACCGACAUCAUGGCGCGCACCAAGCUGGUCCUUCCUGUCAGUGGAUGGAAACAUGAGUUAUGAAAGCCAAAGGGUCGCAAAUUGUGGUGGAUCAGGGCCGGAGCAAGUUCUCGAUGACUAUCGCCCGACGGGUCUACGUGUCCUUGACUGCGAUACCCACUUCACCAGUACAGAUAUCUACGGCGCAAUGAGUGGAGCAGAGCUGUUGCUACGCGGAAGGAUCAUGCAACUCGAGGUCAAGCAUCAAUGCACGAAAGAUUGCGAGGAUCAUCGUACCUCCGCAGACCCAUGGCACGAGCUAGAGACGACGUCUGGCUCCAUAGCAGGGGUCAUCCACUUUGACGUCAGCGACGAAUCUGCUGGUUGUCACCAGAUAUGGUGCCUUCCAGUGUGCUGUGAUCCGGCUUAUUCUGUGGUCAUCAACCCACUUGAGAAACGUUCGACCGGAGACAUAGGCCAAGGCGGUGCAACAGUCAUGGGUCUUGCUUUGCAGAAAAUUGGUGAGAUGAGCAAUGUCUUCCAGCGAGUGGGAAUAUUUCGAUGGACGGAGGAAUCGUUGUUUGAUGGCAUCACUGUGUCUGAUCUUAGAUUGAUUUGA
Boeremia exigua is the source of this 1614-nucleotide messenger RNA. RefSeq names its product heterokaryon incompatibility protein-domain-containing protein. NCBI's taxonomy places the organism in Eukaryota, Fungi, Ascomycota, Dothideomycetes, Pleosporales, Didymellaceae. The transcript has a single exon. The record is from RefSeq and is a predicted model, not a curated record. The coding region runs from base 1 to 1614 and encodes 537 amino acids.